This is a messenger RNA of Sphaeroforma arctica JP610, 408 nucleotides long. RefSeq lists its product as hypothetical. Bases 1 to 408 code for a protein of 135 amino acids. The record is from RefSeq and is a predicted model, not a curated record. NCBI's taxonomy places the organism in Eukaryota, Ichthyosporea, Ichthyophonida. The transcript has 2 exons.
AUGACGGCUAACCUGGUCCUACUCGGUAUUUCGUACUCUGCACUAACCCAUUCCACGGCACUACACGGUGCAGACCCGAUCCGUACCACAGAGGUGGGUACGCUACUUGGCCACAACGAACAGCAGAUAAGAGGAGAAAGUUGGCAGCUGCACUACCCCAUCGUGAACACAUCUACGAAGUAUAGGAGAAGAAAAGUCGCUGCUCUACCAAAUAGAAUCGGUGAGAGUAGUGAUGACGAGGAAAAUGGUUCGUCAGACAGUGGUACAGAUAGACAGUCUGAAAAUGAGGAAGAGGGUUCGCAAGCGGAGGAGGAAGUUUUAGAUGGCGAAAGCGCAUGUAGUGAGGAGGACGAAAUGGCUAGAAAUGUGGUCAGAAUACAAGACUUAGGUUUUAGUUGUUUAUUUUAG